CUUGAAUCUCAGUUUCAGUUUAACUUGGAGACAUCUACCUUCUUUUUUGUCUCUAUUUUGAGUCUUAGAAUUGAUUCAUUCAACAUUGAAUGGAGCAAAACAACAACAGCAGCAAAAGCAUCAACGACAUGCUCCCUCCAGAAUUGAUAACUCAAAUCUUAUUGAGACUUUCUGUCAAACACCUUGGGCGCGUCAAGAGUGUUUCCAAGUUUUGGAACAAUCUCAUCUCCAACCCCAAUUUCGCAAAAUCUCAUUUUGAACUCUCUCUGGCACCCACCCAUAGAUGUAUCUUCAUCCCAGAAGUUACAAUUGAUCAUCGAUCCAUUGACCUCGAUGCACUAUCCCAUGCUACUUAUGCUGACGCUGCCGCUGCUACAAUAACAAAGAUUUCUCCUUCUCCUGCUGCUGCUGAUAACGAUUCUGAUCCUGAUUAUGAUGAUCACAUCGUUCUUGGAUCAUGUCGAGGAUUCAUAGCUUUAUACCAAUACCCACACUUUUUCGUCAUAUGGAACCCGUUAACCGGAUCCCACAGAAUUAUUUCAUGCCAUCAUAUUGCGAAAAUUUCCGAUAUGGCUACUAAUUGUUAUUACUCCUUUGGCGGCGAGCUUCUCUUUGGAUUUGGGUACGACGCAACCAGAGAUGAUUACUUGGUAGUUUUAGCUUGGAAGGAUGAAAAGAAGAAUCAAGAAGGCCACUUUGAUUUCUUCUCCUUGAGGUCCAAUUCUUGGAGUAGUUUUAAGGAGGAUGUUAUUAUUCCAGACCAACUAAAGAGGAGGAAAAAGUGGGCACACUCGAUGUUCUUUAACGGGGCUAUUCAUUGGUUGAAUCAUGAUGGUGAUUAUGAUGCUAUUGCUACUAUUCUUGUCUUUGAUACUAGCAAAAGGAAGGGUUUUUUGGAGAUUGCUGUGCCAGAACAAGUAGGGAGGUAUUACCCUUGCCAUCUGACCGUAUUGGGAGGGUGUUUAGCCUUGUAUUAUGAUAAAGACGACGAUGAUUAUGAUAAAUCUGUGAUAUGGGUGAUGAAAGAGUAUAAUGUGCAGUCUUCUUGGACUUCCUAUGAGAUUCCUAGCAGUUACUUUGAGCCUGUGUGCUUGUCUGAGGAUGGCGAUUUUAUAGGAUUCGAUGAAUCACCUGGAAUGUCGAAAUAUAAUGUUAGAGGAGAGCUGCUCAUGCGUUUUGAUCGUUCUUGUAAUUAGAUUGGGUACGUUUCGUAUAGUGUUUAUACAGAGAGUCUCUUGAUACUGCCUAAUGAUGGCUCUGAGGAGAAAGAAGGGAGUUCAUCAGUUAAAGAGUUCAUCAGUUAAAGGGACUGAAGAGAGCACCAACUUAGCCACUUGAUUGUUGUUUUAAGCUAAGUACAAAUUUUUUUUCAUGUAACACAAAAAUAAGGAGAAGGCGAUGGUGGCAGCGACGACAGUGACAGCGGCAGCGAGGAUGACAACAACACUGAAGAAAGAAGCGCGCAGAAGAUAUGACGAAAGAGGAGGUGGAGAAAGAGGAAGAAUAAGCAACAACAACGCGUACUUACUAAGAAGAAUCCCGCGAGAUUUGUUUUGAGACAUUAUUUAGAAAACAUUUGGACAUCUAAUUUUAUUCCAAUACAUAAAGUAAUUAUUAUUAUUAUUAUUA
Molecule: messenger RNA, 1629 nt
Organism: Arachis duranensis
Lineage: Eukaryota; Viridiplantae; Streptophyta; Magnoliopsida; Fabales; Fabaceae
Product: F-box/kelch-repeat protein At3g06240-like
Exons: 3
Coding region: 90-1196 (368 amino acids)
Molecular function (GO): protein binding
Source: RefSeq, a predicted model, not a curated record